Messenger RNA from Emiliania huxleyi CCMP1516, 1401 nucleotides. RefSeq lists its product as hypothetical. Bases 1 to 1401 code for a protein of 466 amino acids. The transcript has a single exon. Gene Ontology annotation, molecular function: protein binding. The record is from RefSeq and is a predicted model, not a curated record. NCBI's taxonomy places the organism in Eukaryota, Haptophyta, Isochrysidales, Noelaerhabdaceae.
AUGCCCGCUCGCAAGCGCGCGAGAGCCGAGGCUCCUGUGGAGACCGCGACGCUGACCGAUCCCGACGAGCACCACCCCACCUUUCGCCAGCUCGCCACCCUGUGGCGCGCUGGGCAGCUCUGCGACGUCACCUUCACUGUCGAGGGACGCUCCUUCUCUGCGCACAAGCUCGUCCUGGCGGCAGCGUCGGCGUACGUGCGCGCUCUCGUCGACGGCCCCCGCUUCGCGGACAGCAGCUCGGACGCCCUUACUCUCGAUGAGAUGCCCGCCGCGGCCUUCGAGCUGCUCCUGGAGUGGAUCUAUUCUGGCUCCUGCAACGCGCCGCUCAACUUGCUGCAGCCGCUGCUGCUGGCGGCGGGGCGGCUGCAGGUGCCCGCCCUCGAGAUGGCGGCAGCACAGGCCGAGCGGCUCGACGCGACAAACUGUUCCGACCUCUGGGCGUUUGCCGAGCGAGCGGCUCUCGUCGACCUCGCAGCGGCAGCCAAGGCGUUCGCGCUCAACCACUUUCAAGAGAUCGCGGGCGACGCGGCGUUCCUCAACUUGCCGCGGGCGCAGCUGGAGGUGCUUAUUUCAAGCGAUGACAUCGCUCUGAAGGAGGAGCUCGUCUUUGAGAACCUGAUGCUCUGGCUGGCGGCCCAACCGGCGGAGGCGCGCGAGCCUGACGAGGUGGCCAAGCUGCUCGAGCACAUCCGUUUUGCAACGAUGGAGCGGGCGUUCAUCACCGCGCGCGUGCAGCCGCACGAGCUGAUGCAGAGCAUGCCCGCCUACAAGGUGCUCGCCGACGCGCUGGCGGACAGCUGCUUUGGCGCUGGCACGGCGAGGAGCGCGCCGCGAGGCGGCUCGUGCGGCUGGCUGCUUGAGGGACUCGACUGCGGCGACAAAGUGACGGCAGAGGGGCGCGUCCUCACCUUCAAGGCAGGCGCGUACCGCCUCGUGCGGCUAGACAAGCUCAUCUCCUCGGGCAAGUGGGAGAUCGGCUUUGAGCUGGUCGCAGACAGUGCUGGCUGUCGCCGUGCCGCCACCGUUUUCGGCCUUGUGGCGCGUGACGGCGGCCCUCCUGUCGACUUUUGUCUCAAGACUUCUGCCUCAAUCGUCCUGGACAACGCCUACAUGCUGCGCCGCCACCAGCGCCUAGUCUACGCAAACGGGACGAUGGUGGGCGAAGGGGAUGGCCAAGUAGGCCAGGGGGAGAGCGAAAGCUACGCGCAAUUCCCUGUCGGCUCCCUCGUCCGCAUCAUCGCGGACAUGGACAAGCGCGAGGCAACCUUCUCCAUCGACGGUACAGCUGUGACGGCUGUCGCAAGGGGCAUCUCUGGACCAGUCUACCCCUUUGUGGGGAGCUAUCAUUCGGCAGGCCCAGACAAGGUGAUCGCGUUCAAGCAUGUGCGCAGGCUCGCGUGA